CCAGAGGGCGCAGUUUCCCGACUCGGCCUCGGCCACAUCCGGGUUCCACCGCAGAUUCGAGCUGGGAGCAAGCGGAACCUUUCUGCCGCGUCUCUAGCUAACACGCACCGCAGGGACAGUUCAGGCCUCUGCGCACCGUUCUCCGGGAGUCUUGCAGUUUGCUUGGGGCAGGGAAGGCGUGCGCGGAGGUUUUAUCUGCUUCUGCCUCCUUCGUGAGCAGCAUGGACGUGCUAGCCGAGGAGUUUGGGAACCUGACGCCGGAGCAGCUGGCUGCGCCGAUCCCGACUGUAGAGGAAAAAUGGAGGCUGCUUCCAGCAUUUUUAAAGGUGAAAGGCCUUGUGAAACAGCAUAUAGAUUCGUUUAACUAUUUUAUUAAUGUAGAGAUAAAGAAGAUAAUGAAAGCCAAUGAAAAGGUUACAAGUGACGCUGACCCUAUGUGGUACUUAAAAUAUCUUAACAUCUAUGUUGGGCUACCUGAUGUUGAAGAAAGCUUCAAUGUAACUAGACCAGUGUCCCCUCAUGAGUGCCGUUUGAGGGACAUGACAUACUCUGCCCCCAUUACAGUGGAUAUUGAAUAUACCCGAGGCAGCCAGAGGAUUAUCCGCAAUGCCUUACCCAUUGGCAGAAUGCCCAUAAUGUUACGUAGUUCAAACUGUGUUCUUACAGGAAAAACGCCAGCAGAAUUUGCCAAACUGAAUGAAUGUCCUUUAGAUCCAGGUGGCUACUUCAUUGUUAAAGGAGUAGAAAAAGUUAUUCUUAUCCAAGAGCAGCUGUCUAAGAACAGGAUCAUCGUGGAGGCUGAUAGAAAAGGGGCCGUUGGAGCUUCAGUUACCAGCUCUACCCAUGAGAAAAAAAGCAGAACCAAUAUGGCUGUGAAACAAGGGCGAUUUUAUCUGAGGCAUAAUACUUUGUCGGAAGAUAUACCUAUUGUCAUCAUAUUUAAGGCCAUGGGUGUUGAGAGUGACCAGGAAAUUGUGCAGAUGAUUGGAACUGAGGAGCACGUGAUGGCUGCAUUUGGGCCCAGUCUGGAAGAGUGCCAGAAAGCUCAGAUUUUCACACAGAUGCAGGCAUUAAAAUAUAUAGGGAACAAAGUAAGAAGGCAAAGGAUGUGGGGAGGCGGACCAAAGAAAACCAAAAUAGAAGAAGCAAGAGAGCUUCUGGCUUCCACCAUUCUGACCCAUGUCCCAGUUAAGGAAUUCAAUUUCCGAGCCAAAUGUAUCUAUACUGCAGUGAUGGUGCGAAGAGUAAUUCUGGCCCAAGGAGAUAAUAAAGUAGACGACAGAGAUUAUUAUGGUAACAAACGACUGGAAUUGGCAGGACAGCUUUUAUCUCUUCUUUUUGAAGACUUGUUCAAAAAAUUUAAUUCUGAAAUGAAAAAGAUUGCCGACCAGGUGAUUCCUAAACAAAGAGCAGCCCAGUUUGAUGUUGUCAAACACAUGCGCCAAGACCAGAUCACCAAUGGCAUGGUGAACGCCAUUUCUACUGGAAAUUGGUCUCUAAAGAGAUUUAAAAUGGACCGCCAGGGUGUGACCCAAGUGCUGUCUCGCUUGUCAUAUAUAUCUGCACUGGGCAUGAUGACAAGAAUCUCUUCCCAGUUUGAAAAAACAAGAAAAGUGAGUGGUCCUCGCUCCCUCCAGCCAUCUCAGUGGGGAAUGCUCUGUCCUUCGGACACUCCUGAAGGAGAGGCAUGCGGCUUGGUUAAAAACUUGGCCCUUAUGACACACAUCACAACUGAUAUGGAAGAUGGACCCAUUGUUAAAUUAGCCAGUAACUUGGGAGUAGAAGAUGUGAAUUUAUUAUGUGGGGAAGAGCUUUCUUACCCAAAUGUGUUUCUUGUGUUUCUUAAUGGUAACAUAUUGGGUGUCAUUCGAGACCAUAAAAAGCUAGUGAAUACAUUUCGACUGAUGAGAAGAGCAGGAUAUAUCAAUGAAUUUGUUUCCAUCUCCACAAAUCUUACAGAUCGAUGUGUCUAUAUUUCUUCUGAUGGAGGAAGGCUGUGCAGACCCUAUAUAAUUGUCAAGAAGCAGAAGCCAGCAGUCACAAAUAAACAUAUGGAAGAGCUGGCCCAAGGGUACAGGAAUUUUGAAGAUUUCUUACAUGAGAGUCUGGUUGAGUAUUUAGAUGUGAAUGAAGAAAAUGAUUGUAACAUCGCACUGUAUGAGCACACAAUUAAUAAAGACACCACCCACUUGGAGAUUGAACCCUUCACUCUUCUUGGCGUGUGUGCUGGACUGAUUCCAUACCCUCACCAUAACCAGUCCCCGAGAAACACUUACCAGUGUGCCAUGGGGAAACAAGCCAUGGGUACUAUAGGAUACAACCAGCGAAACAGAAUUGAUACUCUCAUGUAUCUACUAGCAUAUCCACAAAAACCCAUGGUUAAGACAAAAACCAUUGAAUUGAUAGAAUUUGAGAAACUGCCAGCUGGACAGAAUGCAACAGUUGCUGUGAUGAGUUAUAGUGGCUAUGAUAUUGAAGAUGCUCUUGUUUUAAACAAGGCCUCUUUAGACAGAGGCUUUGGGCGUUGCCUUGUAUAUAAAAAUGCUAAAUGUACAUUGAAACGGUACACCAAUCAGACUUUUGAUAAAGUGAUGGGGCCCAUGUUGGAUGCUGCUACAAGGAAACCCAUCUGGCGACAUGAAAUCUUAGAUGCAGAUGGUAUUUGUUCUCCAGGUGAGAAGGUAGAAAACAAACAAGUGCUUGUAAAUAAGUCCAUGCCCACAGUGACUCAGAUUCCUUUGGAAGGAAGUAAUGUACCACAGCAACCACAGUACAAAGAUGUGCCUAUAACUUACAAAGGAGCAACAGACUCAUAUAUUGAAAAAGUGAUGAUAUCCUCAAAUGCUGAAGAUGCUUUUCUGAUCAAAAUGCUGCUGAGACAGACAAGGCGUCCAGAGAUUGGAGACAAAUUCAGCAGUCGUCAUGGGCAAAAAGGUGUUUGUGGCUUGAUCGUCCCCCAGGAAGACAUGCCAUUUUGUGAUUCUGGCAUCUGUCCGGACAUCAUAAUGAACCCACACGGCUUCCCAUCACGAAUGACGGUGGGGAAGCUCAUUGAGCUGCUGGCUGGCAAGGCCGGUGUGCUGGACGGCAGAUUCCACUACGGCACUGCGUUUGGAGGCAGUAAAGUGAAGGAUGUGUGUGAGGACCUCGUUCGCCAUGGUUAUAACUAUUUGGGGAAAGACUAUGUUACAUCUGGCAUCACAGGAGAGCCCUUAGAAGCAUACAUCUAUUUUGGCCCCGUGUACUAUCAGAAGCUGAAACACAUGGUGCUGGAUAAAAUGCAUGCCCGAGCCCGGGGCCCACGAGCUGUCCUUACCAGGCAACCCACUGAAGGACGGUCUCGUGAUGGUGGCUUGCGUCUUGGGGAAAUGGAACGUGACUGUUUAAUCGGUUAUGGAGCCAGUAUGCUUUUGCUAGAGAGACUAAUGAUUUCAAGUGAUGCCUUUGAGGUUGAUGUCUGUGGGAAGUGUGGACUUCUCGGGUAUUCUGGCUGGUGCCAUUUCUGCAAGUCAUCCCGCCAAGUGUCUUCCCUCCGUAUUCCAUAUGCCUGCAAGCUGCUCUUCCAGGAACUACAGUCUAUGAACAUUAUCCCCAGGUUAAAACUGUCCAAGUACAAUGAAUGAGGAUGGAAAAAAUGAUUACUAAAAAGAACAAGUGAUACAUCUAAUACGAUGGAAAGCAGAAGGGAUUGAGGACUACUUCUCCUCCUGUGGAUAAUUCCUUUGCAUAUUCUCUCUCUAAAACAAAAAAGAAAAUGGAGAGGCUUUUUAUAUACUACAAGACUGACUGAACAACGUUGGCCACGCAGACUGCCAGGCUGCUUGAUUCACAGAUGGAUGUGACCUAAAGGAUGAAUAAGCUAUUACUUAUAUGCCAGUAUCUUGACAUUUACUCAUUAGAAGACCUUACUCCUUCAAGAGAAUGUUUGGGGUCAGAUUUACCAUAUCAUCUGGCCAACAAUAUUCAAGAUUCCCCUGAAACUUGGAGGAUGUAAAGAAUCCGUUUGAUUUGGUCAGCCUGGCUUUCGUUGAGGUGGCUGGUUCUGAUACAUUUUCCCAACAAUUAAAUCUUGGUUUUACACACCCAGACUUUGUAAUUUUAGUCUUGGUGAAAUACAAUAAAUUUCUUCCUACCUUGUCAAGCAAGAAUGUCAUCUUGUGGACUCAGUUAUUAUUUUGAACCUCCGUGAUCAUACCAUGCAAUAAUAUUCAUUAAAUAUCUGAAUCUAA
Molecule: messenger RNA, 4229 nt
Organism: Saimiri boliviensis boliviensis (Bolivian squirrel monkey)
Lineage: Eukaryota; Metazoa; Chordata; Mammalia; Primates; Cebidae
Gene: POLR3B
Product: RNA polymerase III subunit B
Biological process (GO): DNA-templated transcription
Molecular function (GO): DNA binding; ribonucleoside binding; DNA-directed RNA polymerase activity
Source: RefSeq, a predicted model, not a curated record